Molecule: messenger RNA, 1385 nt
Organism: Syzygium oleosum
Lineage: Eukaryota; Viridiplantae; Streptophyta; Magnoliopsida; Myrtales; Myrtaceae
Product: caffeic acid 3-O-methyltransferase-like
Exons: 4
Coding region: 136-1212 (358 amino acids)
Biological process (GO): methylation
Molecular function (GO): S-adenosylmethionine-dependent methyltransferase activity; protein dimerization activity; O-methyltransferase activity
Source: RefSeq, a predicted model, not a curated record
CCUCCCUAGACUCGUGAAGAACACUAUAUAAAGGGGCAGCUCCUCAUGUUUACCAACCAUCCACAAACCAACUUUUUAAAUCCCUCAUUUCCUUAAACCCCAUCUUUGAUCUCUCAGCACAGUGCAAAAGCUAGCAUGGAUCCUCGCCAAACCCAAUCGAUCACGACACCCGCCGAGGACGAGGAGCUCGUGGCUGCCUUCGAGACGUGCAUCAUCACGUCCGUCCCCAUGGUGUUGACAUCUGCCAUCGAGCUCGGGAUCAUCGACUUGCUAGCCCGGGAAGGCGGGGCCUCCGCCCGGCUCUCGCCAUCCCAGAUCGUGGCCUGCCUCGGGAUUUCCAACCCGGAGGCCCCACGCACCAUUGACCGCAUGCUGCGGCUCCUCGCGAGCUUCUCCUACUUGUCGUGCACCCUCGACGGUGAUCAGAGGCUGUACGGCAUCGGGCCAAAGGGCAAGUACUUUGUGAGCAGCGAAGCCGGUUCUUUCGCGCCCUUGCUGCGAUUCCUCCAACAUAAGACAGUCAUCGAUGGCUGGUAUGGGCUGCAAGAAGCAGUUAAAAAUGGAGGAAGCCCCUUCCAGAAUGCAAAUCAGAUGAGCAUCUUCGAUUGCGCUGUGAAGGACCCGGCGUUCAGCGCGCUCUUGAACAACGGGAUGAAAGGCCCGACCCCCCUAUUCAUGAACAAGAUCCUCGAGUCGUACCGCGGGUUCGAGGGCGCGAAGACGGUCGUCGACGUGGGCGGCGGCGUCGGCGAGAGCCUCCGGCUCAUAUUGAACAAGUUCCCAAAUCUCAGGGGCAUUAACUAUGAUCUGCCUCAUGUGGUCAAGGAUGCACCCACCCAUCCUCGUAUGGAACAUGUUGGAGGAGACUUGUCAAAGUUUAUUCCAAAGGCAGACAUCCUCUUCAUGAAGUGGCUUUUCCAUGGUCGACCCGACGAUUUCUGCAAGAAGCUACUCAAGAACUGUCAUGAUGCGUUGCCACCAAACGGCAAGGUGGUCAUCAUAGACCCGAUCCUUCCCGAUAAUCCUGAGACCGACAUCGUGUCAAGGAACACGUUCACCUCCGACAUGAUCAUGCUAGGCGCAAGCCCCGGAGGGGUCGACCGGACAAGGAAAGAGCUGGAGGUGCUUGCACUGUCAGCCGGAUUUGAUAAGCCGAGAGUCCCGUGCCGAGCUUACAACAUGUGGGUGGUGGAGCUUCACAAAAAGAAGUAAUAGCUCUCGAGUCGCUCUCGAGGCGCCGAUCAUAAUUGCUUAAUUUUUAGAUUUCUCAUGCGCAGAAAAAGAACAAAAAAGACGAGUGACCCAGAAAAUAAAAGCAAUCUUCUCGUGAAGAACAGUGUGGUACUAUCCUUGAAAUUCAAUAAAACAGAGUGAUCGUUCGUGUC